Sordaria macrospora k-hell is the source of this 441-nucleotide messenger RNA. RefSeq lists its product as uncharacterized. The record is from RefSeq and is a predicted model, not a curated record. Gene Ontology annotation, molecular function: protein binding. NCBI's taxonomy places the organism in Eukaryota, Fungi, Ascomycota, Sordariomycetes, Sordariales, Sordariaceae.
AUGGACCUGCCGGCCGAAAUCCAUCUCCUCAUUACCGAACAACUCAUUUAUCCCGAUGCACUAUCCAUGAAACACGUCAACAGAUAUUUCUACAAUCUUGUCGAUACCGGUGUGCGUAAGAAAGUCGAGUGGCUCUGCCAGUGUCGUAAACUACACCUGGGAUGCCCUAACGACAGGCGUUGCGACCUUGGUAGUGACGUGAGGUUUUGCCGAGGCAGCGUCAAACUUCUUAUGCAGCGUUGGAGAGAACACAAUGAAUGUGAAGCUCGUCCCGGCCUUGGUUGUCUGGUAUACAGCACUUCCACGUGCACGCAUCGGAGAAAGCUAAGAACCAGAGUGAAGAGGUGGAUGCGACUAAAGCUCACAAUCGACCUACCGCUCCUGAUCUUGGCCUUGUUGGUCGUGCUUGGGGCCUGGUGGGCUGUACCAUUGCUCUGUUGA